AUGAAGACGACUAGAGACUUCAACCGUCUCGCACACCAGCGGGGCUGGGCUCUUGGUUCCACGGUGUGGAAGCUCCACUGGAACGAGUUCAUCAGUGCAAAGCUUAACGGUCUGUUCGAUGGGCCUGACGAGGACCUGCAGACUUGGCAGGGGGUUUGCGGCAAGCUGGGCCUGUGCGGAGACUUUUCGUCGUUCAACAAGUGUAAGAAGGCACUGAGUCGGGUGAACGUGAAUAUUGUGGAUCUCCUAGAUUGUUGGGCCAUUGGAAAGCGCCCUCGCAUGUUCAGAUCCCGCGAGGAGCUGGAGCACUACACCAAGACUCAUCGGAAGUUCUUCCCCCGCAGUGUUGCUAAACGGAGCCGUAUCCUGCGUCUCUUUCUGAAGAACAUGGUUUAA
Penicillium lagena is the source of this 396-nucleotide messenger RNA. RefSeq lists its product as uncharacterized. The record is from RefSeq and is a predicted model, not a curated record. Lineage: Eukaryota; Fungi; Ascomycota; Eurotiomycetes; Eurotiales; Aspergillaceae. Bases 1 to 396 code for a protein of 131 amino acids. The transcript has 2 exons.